This is a messenger RNA of Amphibalanus amphitrite, 2693 nucleotides long. Its product is annotated as sorting nexin-17-like. Lineage: Eukaryota; Metazoa; Arthropoda; Thecostraca; Balanomorpha; Balanidae. The transcript has 10 exons. Gene Ontology annotation, cellular component: early endosome. Gene Ontology annotation, molecular function: phosphatidylinositol binding. The coding region runs from base 156 to 1598 and encodes 480 amino acids. Gene Ontology annotation, biological process: signal transduction; intracellular protein transport. The record is from RefSeq and is a predicted model, not a curated record.
GUCACACACGACAUGACGUCACCCGAAGACGUCAUCAAAAAGUCCAGCUCUUAGGCGUGUCCCAAAAGAGGGUUUGCAGGUUUACGAAUCGAUGUUAUUAUUCAUUACUGUGAAGGAAGCAGACUGAAGAAACCUUUUCUUUCCAACAAAUUAAAAUGCACUUCACAAUACCAAAAGCUGAAGAGCUCAAGGACAAGAAUGGAGCCUCUUUUACUGGGUACACUAUCCACGCGGACGGCAAGCUGCACUGCGUGGUGCGCUACCGUCAGCUGAGCUGUCUGCACGAUCAGCUGAAGCGGGUGUUUGGCGCGCGCGCGCUGCCCACCUUCCCGCCAAAGAAGCUGCUGCACCUCAACUCUGAGGAGGUCGAGGAGCGGCGGAUGCUGCUGGAGCGCUACCUUCAGCUCGUGUCGCAGGACAGCAAGGUGUUCAGCAGCGAGGUGUUCAACGGCUUCUUGGUGUCGGCACAGCUGGAGACGCAGAGCGCUGCCCCGGAGCAGGUCACCCUGGACGUCUACCUGCUCAACAACUACCGGAUCUCUGUGACGGCCAGCUCUACACUGCAGACAGAUGAUGUCCUCGAGAAAGCAUGUCAGCAGAUUAAUCUUCCUCCUCGUCUCACAUACUACUUUGGUUUGUUUAUGAUGAAGAAGACCGAGGAAAGCUAUACAAUCGUUCGGAAGCUGCAUGACUUCGAGGCACCGUUCAUCUCUCUGCGCACGGCAGGACACACACCCGAACACAGGAUUGUGCUCCGGAAAAACUACUGGGACACGUCUUACGACGCCGACCUUCUGGAGGACACGGUGGGCCGUAACCUGCUGUACGUGCAGACCGUCAGUGAGGUGGAGUGGGGAUGGAUGUCUGCCGACACGGACACGCGCGCACGGCUCACCAUGCUGCAGGCCAAGGGCAACAAGCGCGAGUACGUGGCUCUGGCGCAGCAGCUGCCGUUCUACGGCUACAUGCAGUUCGAGCCGUGCACGUGCGACUUUCCCGUGGCGGGCACACGAGCCAGGGUCAGCAUCGGAAACAAGGAGCUCAACAUUCGGAUUCCUCCCGGUGAGGGCGGCGCCCGGAACACGGUUCGCGAGGGCAGCUUCAAGGUGACCCGGAUGCGCUGCUGGCGGAUCUCCAGUGUGGAGCCGGUGCCGGCCGAGGCGGGCGGCGCCGGCCCGUCGUCGGCCGCCGCCGGGCCGACCGGGCCGCAGCUGGAGCUCAGCUUCGAGUACCUGAUGUCGCGCGAUCAGCUGCAGUGGGUGCGGCUGGCCUCGCCGCAGGCUGUGCUCAUGUCCGUCUGUCUGCAGGCGCUGGUCGAGGAGCUGCUCCGACGCCGAAAGGGACUCGGCAUCCCCAGGCCGGGAGAGAAGGUUCACAAUGUGAACUUUAACUACCUGACACGGGACGGUAGCCUGCAGCACGUGAACGCCCGGUCCGGCGCUGGGGACUCCGAACAUGUGGACUGCGACUCGGGCAUCUCGUUCCGGAAGCUGUCCAACAAGCUCUCGCAGCUAAACCUAGUGGGCCGCAUCAGCCUGGCGUCGAACCGCACCGUCGAAAACAACGCCUUCGACGAGAUUGGCGACGACGAACUGUAAGGCCGACUGCCUCUGUGACGUCACGGGAGCCAUGGUGACGUCACGCGGCGGUACAGUGAAUCCUGAGCUGCUCAGAGUUGUGCCGAGGACGCUGCAUUAGUGGGUGAGAGCUGGGUCUCGGAAGCUCGGCUGUAGGUCGUAUGGUGCUGGUUGUGGAGAUCGUUGGGCCGCUACCCGGCUGGACUGGCGGAGUGGUGCUACUAACAGGACUGUGUGUUAUGCUGCGUGUGUCCUCACGCUGGAGGAAGCGGUGGACGGUGCUGUGCUGUUGGUGGGGCUCAAGGCGGAUGUCUGUGCGGGCGGCCGACCGCCGGCGCAGAACUGUGAUGGACGCCGGUGUUUGUACAUAGUGGUUGUGGAAUUAUGUAUCGAAGAGUUCGAGUUUAUUUCUAGCGUUCGCCGACUAUUUGGAACGUUGGACGCAUGUGACUAACCGUUCCGCCCCCCGGCCUGCGCCAGUGUCCCGCUGCGAGGCAUUCAAAUUUUAUCUGUGCUGCCAAAACGGGAUGGGAGCGGGCGCUGCUCGCGUCCUGUGUGGCAGAAGUUGCCAUGGUAACUGUUUUGUAGUUUGACUGUCGAUGUAUGCGUCGGCGUGAAGGGGUCCUAAUUAAUUAUGCAGACUAAGUUACCCAGCUUGGUUUUGUCUUCGUCUUUCUGUCGGCACUGUCGGUCGAUUAGUUUUUCUAUGUGCGUUUUCUGAGCUUGUGUGACGGCGAUCAUUCCGUGAUUGGGCUGUUGGGGGCGCGGUGGGCCGGUCGUGUGCUCCGCUAUCCGUCCUUUCCAGGCGGCCGGGCUGGCUGAGGCCGCCCGGCUGCUCCGAGCUGCUGCCUGGCUCCGUCCCCCGUCGGUCGUCAGCCCUCGCCGCUGGGGGAGCGCUGCGCUGCGGUGUUUGGUUUCCAAGCAGACUAGACGCUCCGCAUGGGAGAGCCCUGGUGCGUUAUGUAUAUUUUUGUAUACGAAUUGCUUUCAAUCUCAUGCUUAAUUAUCAGCAUAAAGCUAAGGAGUCACUACCGGUACGCUUUAUUUGAUACUUGUAUGAAAUGAAUGUGUAAUAUUUAAUGGCAGUGACCAGAAAUAAAAAUAUUAUUUACCUUA